This is a messenger RNA of Suillus paluster, 1239 nucleotides long. Its product is annotated as UPF0187-domain-containing protein. The record is from RefSeq and is a predicted model, not a curated record. NCBI's taxonomy places the organism in Eukaryota, Fungi, Basidiomycota, Agaricomycetes, Boletales, Suillaceae. Gene Ontology annotation, molecular function: chloride channel activity. The coding region runs from base 1 to 1239 and encodes 412 amino acids. The transcript is spliced from 16 exons.
AUGGAGUCGCGCAGGAGUGUAAAUUUCACCUUGGCAGCCCUCAAGUCCCCAAGGAUUAAAAGGAAGUACCUGCGCAAGUACUCAUGGCUCCCUGAUGUAUUACGAGUGAAAGGCAGCAUUAUUGGUCGUAUAAUUGGUCCAGUUUUGACUGUCACCAUAUUCGCAGCGUUGGUCGCCUAUGCAUGGUCCAAAGGGAAGAGAGUGGCGUUGACAAAUUCGGUGGUGCCGCUGUUGUCUGUGGUGGUUGGUUUGAUUCUCGUAUUUAGAAAUGGCACUUCAUACGACCGUUACUGGGAAGGUCGAAAGUGCUUUUCAUCCAUCACGUCUAACGUUCGCAACCUGUCUCGUAACAUUUGGGUUAAUGUCUCGCUGCCUCCCACUGAAAACCAUCCCGCACACACGUCAGAAGAUAGAAACUCUGCAAUAUUGCGUAGCUUUUGCAUAUGCUGUCCAAACAUUACCUUCGCGAUGAAGACGGGCCCAGUUAUGAGGACUACGCCGGUAUCCUUCCCGCCUCGUUCACGCGAUUCGACGAUCUUGGUUAUAGCACGCGUCAAGGAAGCUCCUCUCCUACUUCCUAUCAUGCUACGACGCCAGUUGUGGACAGAACAAAGCAACAACCCUGAUGCCACGAAGAGAAUUCGUCCGAAGCGCAGCAAGAAGCAGCUCGUGGCUCAUACCACCGCGUCAGGUUCAACCACCCCGCUGCUUUCGGACUCUCAUCAAACUGUUGAGUUUCAUCCUUACGCUGAUCGAAUGUCUAUGCCAUUUCCCCUCAUUAUCGCUCAUGAGCUAUCCAGUGCCAUCUUCAGGUUUAAGCGGGAAGUCUUGGUGCUAAUUUUGUGCCGAUACCAGGCACUGAAUGCCAUGAGUGGGAUAGUGCAAUCGAUGGUCGACCAAAUGACUUCGAUGGAGAGGGUGGCGAAUACCCCUAUACCCGCGCCUUAUGGAAUCCAUCUAAAGCAAUGUGUAACCUUAUACCUGUUUGCCUUGCCAUUGACCCUCAUCAGUGACCUCGGCUGGAGCACAAUCCCCAUCGUUACUGUGGUUGCGUUUACACUGAUGGGCAUCGAGGGUAUCGCAGAUGAGAUUGAGAUGCCUUUUGGACAUGACCCGCACGACCUGCCUCUUGACACUUACUGUGACGACUUGAGAGAAGAGAUAGAGUUUAUGAUCGAAAGGCUUCCGGAGGGGGGACACGGUGUACUUGGUUACGAUGACGGGGAAGGCGAUGAUUGA